Messenger RNA from Nicrophorus vespilloides, 1375 nucleotides. It is a transcript of the gene yellow-g2, whose product is annotated as major royal jelly protein 1. Bases 163 to 1281 code for a protein of 372 amino acids. NCBI's taxonomy places the organism in Eukaryota, Metazoa, Arthropoda, Insecta, Coleoptera, Silphidae. The record is from RefSeq and is a predicted model, not a curated record. The transcript is spliced from 2 exons. Gene Ontology annotation, cellular component: extracellular region.
GCGGCGGCUACGGCCAUCAAGGCAGCCAAGCAGAGGAAUCGGAAAGCCAUAUCUAAGGAAAGAGCAACAGCAGCACCAGCACACACACUCACAACAUCCGUUCCUCUUCAGCGGUGCUGCAAAACGGUUCGAUCCAGGAAGGAAGCAAGCAAAACGAAAAAGAUGCUGAGCAAAGUGUUCAUCGUGUCGGCCGCUCUUCUGGCCCUCGCUUCGGCCUCCUGCGACCGGGAGCUGAUGAAGCCUGUCGAAUGGUCUGGAGGUAGCUUCGAGUGGCCGUGCGAAGCCACCAAGAAGAUCUACGUUUCAUCCGGAAAGUACAUCAGCAAGAACAUCAUCGCGACCAGAGGACAGAUCUACAAGGACGACGUCAUCUUGGCUCUGCCCAGGUACAAGCCCGGAGUGCCGGCCACCCUCGCCAAAGUCUCGCUGAAGCAGAAGGGUUGUGAGGCUGUCCUGCAACCGUUCCCGUGCUGGACCUCGCAAGAGGAAGGCAACUGCCAGGGACUUCAAUCCGUCGUCGAUCUCUACUUGGACGCCCAAGAAAUCCUCUGGGUUUUGGAUGUCGGCGUGACGAACACCUUGGAAGCACCGGUCCGUCGUUGCCCUCCGAAGGUUCUCGCCAUUUCCAUGAAGACCGGUAAACUGCUCAAGACUCUGGACUUGUCCGGAUUGGUUGCUCAAGCCUCCAGGUUGCAAUACGUUUGCGUUGAAUACUCCGCCGACGGUCGUCCGUUCGCCUACAUCAGCGACGCCGCCACCCGUUCCAUCCUCGUCUUCGACAUUGCCGGCAACAAGGGAUACAGGGUCAUCCUCCCCAAGGCCAUCGUCGCCGGAAUGAACAGACGCGACGUUCUGUACAUUGCCCUCACCCGCAAGGGAUGCGGUAACAACUUCCUCGUCUUCACCUACCUCUCAUCCGGCCGCAUGUUCCAAAUCAGAACCGACUACCUCCGUUCCGGAUCGACCGCCGGUCGCGUCCAAGAUUUGGGCCCGAAGCCAAGCAAAUUGGUCGUCCUGGGAACCGAUCUGGGAUCUGCCGUGUUCUUCCGUUUCGAGGGUAAACCUGAGAUCUAUCGUUGGGACACCAACACCGCCUUCCAGAAGGAGAACUUCCAGGUGGUCUACAAGUCGCCCAACUGCCUUCUGGCCACCCAAGCCAUGCCCGACCUCAGGAGGCAACGCAUCCGCGUCCUCGAGUCCAACUUCCCCGAUUUCAUUCAGAACACCGUCGGCUGUGGCGCGGUUCAACAAAUCAACCUCAUGUCCGGCAGUUGCAACUAACUCUUCUGGUUUAUUUUUUUCUUUUGAAGUUGAUGAUGAAGAGGAAGAAGAACGAAUAAAGGCAUUUCAUUUCAUGUGAUAAUACAAUUACAAA